CAAACGCUUAAAAAUCAAAUUAACAGCAACGGUUCGGCACGUGCUUCUCCACGUUUUCUGAUAGACGAUGAAUUACCCUCUGCCAUUCAAUGGAAUUAAAAACAACUCGUAUUUCGCCGAUCAGAUUAUCGAAUUCCAUAGCUUCGAUGUAAAAAUAAAUGGAGAAAUAACAUUGCUCGUGCUUUCAAUUGUGUUAUGAUCGCGGAACGUACAACGAGUCGUCGUAUACGUAGCGUGACAGCGUUUCGUGUUGACCGUUCAUCGUUGAAAGUAUAAUUUCUGAGUUAAAACAUUAUCGAUUACAUCGGCAUCUCCAUUUUUACCCAUGAAGGGAAACGAUGUGAUUUUGUUAGAUAACACGAUGUCGGGGAACAUGUUUAAUAUGGAAAUAAACAUUUUAUUUAAACAAGCAACUUGAAGCGAAGAGGACAGACACUCUUCGUUGGAACUGAACGUUCAUGGACCGACGGUAAGGGGUUGGCAAAGUUCAAGAAGAUGUACAUAUCCUCAAGAACUCAUUCUGCGCCUCCACGGGCCGACAAAGUUGACUAGGAUUCAAGUGUUAGCUCACCAGUACCUUAUCCCGGAGAAACUGGAAAUUUGGACAUCGCGGGAAGAGAAUGCCUCAGUCACAACGGAGUUCAGUUAUUUGGGUUACAUUACGUUGUCCGACAAUGCUUCAACCAUGUACAAAAGCAGGGAGCUUAAGAGCGUCGCACUUCCAGAGACAGAGGCAGUCUCCUUAAAACUGAGAUUACAUAAACCGCACAGCAAUGCGCACAAUGUUUAUCAGCAGGUUGGCCUUAUCGCUAUCAAUAUCCUCGGUGAACCUUACGGGCAAGACUUAACGGGUCAAGGGGAUGCGCCGUUCAAUCCUCACUAUACGUCUCCGUACGACGACUUAGCUUUCGAAAUGUACGUCGAUCGCGAGGUCGCCAAAAUUAUCAGACAAAUGGAGGCAAAAAAGUUACAAGCGGUCGAAGAGGAGAGGUUCGAAUACGCUUCAAAGUUAAAAGUAGCUAUGGAGAAUUUAAGAAAAGCUGGAGAACGACUUGGGAAGUACGAAUUGGAGAAAAAAUAUGCAAUCGCAUUAGAGGAUUAUGAUAAGGCCAAGGCAAAAAAAGCACAAGCGCAACAAUAUAGGCAGCAAGUCUACCAGAGCUUAGAAGUGCAAGAUCUACUUGAAAUCCAUGGCCCGCUGGAGAAAAAUAAUCAGUCUUCAGUCGAAGGUAAAGAACCGGUAUCUGUAGAUACGACAAAUACCACUGCGGCGCCCGAGGACAUUACGUCUCCCCCGAGAUUAGUGAUACCACCCAAUCGCGACGGAGCUAUAUCUCCUACUGGUCCCGCUCAUCAACCACCUGUUUCGCCUCUGCAUCAAAAACCGAAUAGUCCUGAAGUUACUGAUAGUCCUACAAAUGGAGUCAUUGAGAGGCAAAACAAUUGCAACAAGGGAUCCCUCAGACGGAAAACCAAGUCGGCAGGACCGGCACUUCGGUCUAGCUAUGAAGCUUACGAAGAGAGGACGAUUCCAGCUUUAAGACACUCGCACACGAAUGAAUUCACAAGAGAAUGUCACAUGGAGAAUACGGAGACUAAGGUGGUUUCGAAGCUGAACGACAGAGAAAAAAAGCAAGCUGCAUUACCUAUAGCCGUCUUCGGAAUGGAAAUGGUGGAGAAAUUCUAUUCGAAACAAUUCACGGACAAAGAAGAGGGGCUGAUGCAGCUAAAGGAGGAACUAAGAACAUUCGAUCCAGAAGUUUCAAAACACUCUGCAAAUAAAACAGCUAGAGCUGCGAUUUUGUUGCUGCAUAGAGCUCUCAGGGAUAAGGUCUACAGCGUGUACAGUCUAGCGGCGCAAUUAAUUAGGAUUUUCUUCUCAGAGUUUGCGACAGAUAGAGUAUCCUCCACCGAAAUCGCAAGAAGCGUAGAACGUCUUCUUCCAGAGUUGCUAACUAAAUCAGGCGACACUACUCCGAGGAUUCAUAACAUGGCAGUGCAUACGAUAUUGAGUAUGGCAGACUGCAAGUGUGUCAGGGAAUUGCAUUUAAUACCGGUGCAUUUAACGAGACCAGUUAGCAGUAGUACACACCAACGGCUGGCUCUUAGUAGGCUAGAAAUGGUGGAGCAAUUAAUUCUCAACCAUGGAAUAUCUACUGACAAACAAAGCGGACUCACGUGUCGAACGUUGUCAGAGCUAGGUUCUUCAGGCUUGCACCAUCCAGCGGAAGCAGUCAGAAAAGUUUCAGAGAGAAUUUUAGUGUUGGUGUACAAAGUGAAUCCUAGACUGGUUCGCAAACAAUUACCUCCGGACGAUGACAUAACAAGAAGAAAUUUAUUGUACCGUCAACUUUUCCAUGAGUUUGAUCUCAUCGAUCUUCAGAGGAAAAAGGAAGCGGAAGCAUGUCAUAAAACAACGACACCAACACGAACGAAGUCAACAGAGAAUAAUGUAGCGAACUUAACGAAAUCUCCUUCGAGAACAAGUCCCGUCGUUAGUACUGGAAGUUCAACGAGUAUAACAUCUCCGUCCGAGAAUAGUACAGAUCAUAAGGGAGACAAGGUGUGCAUAUUUUGCCUUUCAAAGGGGCAAGGAUAUUCAGAAGAGGGUCUGAAUAUUCAUUAUUGGAGAAGUUGUCCUAUGUUGACGAAAUGUGAAUCGUGCAAGCAAGUGGUAGAAAUUUCGUAUUUGAAUCUUCACUUAUUAAAUGAAUGUGAUAUGCGAAGCAAUUAUGUAAAAUGCGAAACGUGCAAGCUAGCUAUUCACGAAAAUUCUUUCGACGAGCAUAGAAAGAGUAAUAAGUGUACAAAACCCAUCGAAGGCUACGAUCGUUGCCCACUCUGCUCUAGUCUUGUGAAUCAAAAUAAGUGGAGGGAGCAUCUUAUGGGUGAACAUCCCUGUACAAAUAACCCACGGAACAAACUAGGGAAAAGCUGCUCGAAAUCUCCAUCCAAUUCUCAAAAUCUCGGUGGAAAGAUGACGUCCCCAACCAGUAGAGACUACUAGCAUUAAUCGUCAAUUUUAAGGACCUUGGAAUAUAACAAAUUUUAGAAAACUUUUUUUUCUUUUAUAGUUUAUCUGUAUGUUAUGAGCUGUAUGUCCAGCGUUUUUUUCAUAUUUGUACUGGCAUUUGUUUUUUUAUAGGAAAACCCGUCCUUCAUUGGUAGAUAUAUCUCUGUGUUAAAGCAAAAUUUCUAAUCGUAAGUGAAAAUCUUCUAGUCUCUAGAAUAUUAGGAAUCUUGUUAUCGACUAAAUUGAGAAUGAAAUAAGAAAAUCUAACGAUACCUCGUAUAUUGAGAUUGCGGUCGCACAAACUUUCUUGCGAUACACGUGACAAUGAAAUUCCCGUAUAUAUAUGCACAUAUAUAGAAAUUUUACGUAAUUAUAUAGAUGCGUAUAUAAACGUUUCAUAGUCACGGAUAACGAAAUUAAUGGUUAUGUAGUCGCAAUCCAAAGCGAAAACCAACGAGAUAUAGCAACAAAUACUCAUCUUUUUCAAAUUUAACAUACGGUAGUAACAAGGAGUUCCAUACAAUUUACAAACAUAUUGAACGUUAUGGCAACCGCCGUUUUUGAAUUAAUGAUUCCUCAGCAUCCGGCCAUAUUUAUAAUAUUUGUACUAUAAUCUAUCAGUCAAAUAAUAUCCUAGUGGCCGAAUAUGACAAGAAAAGGAAAGGGUAUUCGACGCUCAAAUUACUCAGAAUAAUAUAUGUAAUUUCAUAAAUUAUUUCAUAGAAAAUGGAUAGUAAACACAAAAUUUCCCAUGACAUCAUUGUAAUUUUUUUAUCCUGUAGAAAUAUUUUAUUUCGUUGUCAUAUAGUAUGUUAAAUUAUACCAUACUAGACAUUAAACGUCUUGACGCUCUUCUUCGACUUCAACGAGUGGAGAACCGUUAUACAACUUUAAAUAAAAUAAAAAUUUUUUACUCUUAAGACAUAUUAUUAAUAUUUAUAAAGAUAUUAAACAGACAGCAAUUUAUAUUACAAAAUUGCGUAUCAUUCUUUCAAUUCGUUCGGUAUUUUUACUUCAUCGGCUUCAUUUGAAUUGUCCUUUUUUUCAGUAACUUCGUUUUCAUCAGCAUUUGGUUCGUUAGCAAUUUUCGAUUUAUUAGUAGUUUCCAAUUCUUUUGUUUCUUCCAAUUUAUUAGUACUAUCUAAUUUUCUCGUUUCUUCCGAUUUAUUAGUAGUUUCUAAUUCGUUUACUUCCUCCGACUUAUUAAUAGUUUCUGAUUCUGUUGUUUCUUCCGAUUUAUUAAUAAUUUCUAAUUUAUCAGUAUCUUCUUCAUUACUCGCUUCUUCAACUGCAAGAGAUUCCCGGUUCUCCUUAAAUUUGUUUUUCUCUGCAAUACAAAAUUUGUAACAGAGAAAAUAUUAUAAGUAGAAUACUAUAUAUUUCUUAAAUAUGUACCGAAUUUUGAACAAUCAGCUCCUAGCAAACGUAAAUAAUGUAUCGCAUCAAUCAAUGGAACAUAAGCCCUCAGAGACAUAGUACCUCUCCAUCCCACGAUUUUUAAUUUCAAUGGAUUUGGAUUUUCAGACUCUUUUUCUUCAUAAAUGAGAACGCAACUUCCAGUCGCUAAAUUAAAAAAGAUCGA
Messenger RNA from Nomia melanderi (Alkali bee), 4595 nucleotides. NCBI's taxonomy places the organism in Eukaryota, Metazoa, Arthropoda, Insecta, Hymenoptera, Halictidae. The record is from RefSeq and is a predicted model, not a curated record.